AUGGGUGGCUUGGCCUCUGCGUUGGCUCUCGCCAAGAAGGGAUUCAAACACAUUGAAGUCUUUGAAAUGGCGUCUGAUCUUGGAUUUGUCGGCGCCGGUAUUCAAAUGGCGCCAAACCUGGUUCGAGUGUUGAGCCGGCUCGGUUGCUGGGAGAGCAUUGAAGCUGAAGCUACCGAGGUGCUUGAAGCCAGCAUCAGGGAUGGUGCCUCUGGCCAGGAAUUAACCCAUGUAACCAUGCCCAACAUCCGUGAGAAAUACGGCUACCCCCACUGCACCGGCCACCGCGCAUCUCUUGCCGGGGGGCUUUACGAAGCAUGCAAGAAGGAGGCCGCGAUUACUUGGAGCUUCGGCUGCGCUUUUGAAGGCAUCGACCAAUUCGUCCCCGUUCCUUUGAUCACUGUGAAGCCUCGGAACGGCGAGCCCCGUCAGGUUCAAUGCGAUGUCCUGCUCGCAGGCGACGGCGUCAAGUCCCGCGUCCGCGCCCAGAUCCUCGCCAGGCUUGGAGCGCCGGGCGUCGUUGAAGACACCGGCCAGGCUGCCUACCGCGUCAUGCUUCCUCGCGAGAAGAUGAUGGCAGACCCUGAAAUGGCUGCGCUGCUCGAUAGCAACCAAGUCACGCGGUGGAUUGGUGCCAAGCGACACUGGAUCGCGUAUCCCGUUGCCGGUCAGACCAUCUACAAUAUGUCAUCGACUCAGCCGGAUACUCACUUCGCCACAGCGCCUACGGCAACUUACACCACCAAGGGCUCGAAGAAGGACAUGCUGGACGUGUUCUCCGACUUCUGCCCCCUCGUGCUGCGCAUGCUCGACAUGGUUCCUGAUGGCGAAGUCUGCGAGUGGAAGCUGCGCAUUCACAAGGCGUUGCCUACUUGGACUCACUGCACCAUCGCCCUUCUCGGCGACGCCUGCCACCCAACUCUUCCGCACUUGAACCAGGGUGCGGGUAUGGCCAUCGAGGAUGCAGCAGUGCUGGCAGAGGUCUUGUCGCGGGCCCCCGACGCUUCGCCCAAGACAAUCGGAAAGUGUCUGCAGGUCUACGAGCUUCUUCGCAAGGAGCGCACUACCACCCUCGUCGAUUUGGCGGCUGCAUCAGGACGGACACUCCAUCUCGGAGAUGGCCAAGCAAAGGCUGAGAGAGAUAAGCAGUUUUCAGCUGCCAACCAGAACGGAAAGAACGUCCCGGAUAAGUGGGCGUCACCCGAGGUCCAGGAAAUGAUAUACGGUCAUGAUUGUAUGAAGAUUGCAGCGGAGAGGUUUGAUGAGUUGUACCAAGGACUGGCCCGCGGUGAAGGUACGCCACGGAUGUAG
Molecule: messenger RNA, 1308 nt
Organism: Ilyonectria robusta
Lineage: Eukaryota; Fungi; Ascomycota; Sordariomycetes; Hypocreales; Nectriaceae
Exons: 2
Coding region: 1-1308 (435 amino acids)
Biological process (GO): secondary metabolite biosynthetic process
Molecular function (GO): FAD binding; monooxygenase activity
Source: RefSeq, a predicted model, not a curated record